Messenger RNA from Lepisosteus oculatus (spotted gar), 4672 nucleotides. RefSeq names its product StAR related lipid transfer domain containing 3 (gene stard3). Gene Ontology annotation, molecular function: cholesterol transfer activity; cholesterol binding. Gene Ontology annotation, biological process: cholesterol transport. Gene Ontology annotation, cellular component: endoplasmic reticulum-endosome membrane contact site; late endosome membrane; lysosomal membrane. NCBI's taxonomy places the organism in Eukaryota, Metazoa, Chordata, Actinopteri, Semionotiformes, Lepisosteidae. The record is from RefSeq and is a predicted model, not a curated record.
CCCUGUGUGCGUGCGCGCACUCGUCAACCGGAAGUUGACGGCUAUACUGUUGCGUCGUCUUCCGGAAGUCAGUGCGAAAGUGAUUAGUAUGAUCAGGCAGUGUAGAGAGAAGCAGAAGUUUUGGGAUUUUUUUUUUUGCUGGAAACGCGACUACCUUUAGCACAGCUCUUCGUCAGAGCCUCAGCUUCUCCACGAUCGAUUCCGAAACUGCGUGCCGCCGCAAGAUCCGAAAACGGUAGAUGAAUUUCUGUCAGAUCAUCUCAGUUCUGUCCCAGGGCCAGUUAGGGUAGAGGGCUAGACCCGUCUCCUACCAACAAGAGAGUGCAGUAAGAUGCCGGGGGGGGUGGAGAAUGGAGACCUGGGGGCCAGUCUCCCAGCCAUCGCCUCUCUGAACGCCUCGUACUCCCAGAAUUCCUUGUCCCUGCCUCCAUACUACCUUGCCCCUGGGGAGCGCAAGCUCAUCUCUGACGUCCGCCGGACUUUCUGCCUCUUCGUCACCUUCGACCUCCUCUUCAUCUCCUUGCUGUGGAUCAUCGAGCUCAAUAUAAAGGACUCUAUCUGGGAGAACCUGGAAGAAGAGGUCAUCCGCUACAAAUUUGCAUCUUCUUUCUUCGACAUUUUUCUCCUGGCAGUGUUCCGGUUCGUGUUACUGCAGCUGGGCUACGCGGCUCUGAGACUGCGACACUGGUGGGUCAUCGCGAUCACCACCCUCGUGACCAGCUCCUUCCUCGUCGCCAAGGUCAUCUUGUCCGGUCCCCUGUUCAAGAAUGCCUUUGGGUAUGUGCUGCCCAUCACCUCCUUCGUCGUGGCCUGGCUGGAGACGUGGUUCCUCGACUUCAAAGUGCUCACCCAGGAGGCAGAGGAGGAGAGGGCAUAUCUAGCAGUUGUGAAUGCAGCAUUGGAGAGGGGACCCCUGAUCUAUGCCCAAGCCUUCUCCGAUGGCCAGUUCUACUCCCCGCCUGAGUCUCUAGCAGGAUCUGAUGACGAGCAGGAGGAGGAGACCCAUGGGCGCAAAGCUGUGACUCCCCAGGAGAAGGAGUUUGUGCGGCAGGGCCGGGAGGCGAUGGCCAUCGUCGAUCAGAUCCUCGCGCAGGAGGAGAACUGGAAACGAGAAAAGAGCAACGAGCAUGGAGAUGCUGUUUACUCCCUGGAGAUCCCCUUCCAUGGGAAGACCUUCAUCCUCAAGGCCCUCAUGCAGUGCCCUGCGGAGCUGGUGUAUCAGGAGGUCAUUCUGCAGCCUGAGAAGAUGGUGCAGUGGAACAGAACUAUCUCUGCCUGCCAGAUCCUGCAGAGGGUGGACGACAACACGAUGGUGUCCUACGAUGUCUCGGCAGGAGCAGCAGGGGGUGUCGUCUCACCCAGGGACUUUGUGAAUGUUCGGAGGGUGGAGAGGAGGCGGGACCGCUACAUCUCUGCAGGAAAGGCAACCAAUCACGAGUCCAAGCCGCCCCACGUCCGCUACGUCAGGGGUGAGAAUGGUCCAGGAGGCUUUGUGGUCCUGAAGUCCAACACCAACCCAUCUCUCUGCACCUUCAUAUGGGUCCUCAACACAGACCUUAAGGGUCGGUUACCACGCUACCUCAUCCACCAGAGCCUGGCCGCCACCAUGUUUGAGUUUGUGUCACACCUCCGCCAGCGGAUUAGCGAGCUGCGUUCCACUCUGCGUUAGAGUGGUCCCACGCACGGUUCACCCUGCAGCACUGCCCCCUAGAGGCUCGGAGGUCAUACUGCCUUCAUCAGUGGCAAUCCUCCCGGUUCUGCACUCAGACAGCCCUACUGGAAGGCGCGUUGCAGGAGGCACCACCCAGACUGAUGCCUUUUUCCACAGGGGGGUGCUCAUUUGUUUCUACUCAGUUUUCUAAGCAAUGAAGGAAGAAACUGAAAAGCUCUCUGUACAACAAUGAAAUUUUGGAAGGAUCAUUGGACAAUGCAAAUGUGAAAAGGCAAACACGGGAGAUGAACUGGAAUCAUCUUACUUAUUCCUCUGUGUCCUCAAAUUGAUUGUAUGUGAUUGAAACCUGCUGCUGUUGUCUACCAGGGGGUAUAAUGUAGACUGGUGUGGAUGUCCGAGCAGCACAGAAGAAGGACCACAGAGUGAGCUUUGCUGAGUCCAUCUUGAUGUUGGCUGUGGGGUCUUCCGUCCAGACUUUGGGUUCUGGUGAAGUGGGUUUCAGGUGGUCAACACCUAAUUAUCUGGUCCAAUUUGCAUUGCUUCUCGAAUUCCUCUGCCCGGUUAAAGAUACUGGUUCUAGUACGACUCGGUUCCAGAAGUUGUCUCAUCUUUCCCCGUGGUCUUCAUAUUCACUUUUAUGCCAGGCGUACCACAGACCCACCCAGCCAGACAUAGGCAGACCUGAAAGGCAUACACAUGGGGGGCCGUGCAUAAAAAAAUAAAGAAAUAAAAGGGCAUGCAUGCAUAGCCCUGUUCUGUGAAAAUGGGCAGCUUUUCCCUGAGAGUUUGCCUGCAGCACCAAGCAAAGAGCUCUGCCAGCUCAGCCUGGUGCUCAGGCAGGGCCCGAGCAGGUGUUGAGGACCCAUUUUCAUGUGGCACUCGCACAGCCGCGAUCACGCUAAGCAAGACUGCAUACAGCUACGUGCUGGGGCUGAUGCUUAUGGACCAAACCCAGGCUCCCAUCCCCCUAUCCCAGAGGCUCCGUGCAUGUGCGAUCACAGGACUCUUUUUGUUUUUUUCUGGUUUCCCUAGGAGUACAGGUGAUGCCCUUUUGCACCCUCCCUUGGGUUUUAGAGGAGACUGAUUCUGUAUUGAUCCCCCUCAGAGAUGUGCUAGGCAGGCGGAGUGGGGUGCUGUCGAUUGUACUUCCUGGCCUGCAGGUGUCCUGGAAGGAGCAGUUUCUACAUGCACACCAUGCAGUUCAAACUGGGUUGAACAAAUUAUGUCUGACUGGUUAUUUUUUAUAUGUGUACAUAUCAAAUUGAAUUCUAGUUCUGCUUUGUUGUGCCAGUGUUGGAUCACCAGUUCUAUUCAUGCUUUCUUACUGUUAACUCUGGGGGGAGGGGGUGUUUUCAUAUUGCAAAAAAACACUGAUCGAUGGUGGAAGACAAAAUGAGAUGGUGUGUGCACACACUCCUCUUCCCCAUGGCCUUGUUCUAGCCUUUUGUGCAGUGUAAAAAGUCUGGCUGAAUCACGUUAGUGCUGAACCAUGGGGCCAGAGCAACCACUACAGAGGAGAAUAAUGCUGCUUACAUCAUGUGGAGGAAUUUUGCCUUGCCUGACAAAAGAACUCGUGCCUUUUUGAAAAAAUCAGGAAAAGAGGGGUUCACUUUGCAUGCAUUGUUUUUUUUCUUUUCUGUGCCAAACUGGAAUUGCAGCCUUGUUCCACACGUUGGCCCAAGGUGCUUAGGGCUUUGUCGUGCACUGUGGGUGGAGGAGAUUCUCGCUUGACAUGUUAAUGUUGCAUCAUCAUACUGUAUCGGAAAUGGAGCAGAGCAGGGGUCUGAGUCAUGGGCUGUCUUUGAGGUACCAGCAACUGUAACUUGAGCAUGGAUUUGACAUUGUGCUGUGGGAAUUGUUAAGGCGAUAUGAAUUUUCAGAGGCAAACCUUCCUGGAAUUGCAGUUCUACAAGAACAACUGUCUACUCUGUCCCUUUGUUGUUUUAUUAAUGGGUUUCUGGGUUUACAGUAGUACUGCCCUGACUCGAGUCAGUGUCUGACCACCUCCUCCAGAAUCUGCAGUGCCUGGCCCUGACUAUAUUGCUUUUCCAUUACAGGCAGCUUUUUUCCCCACAUUUUCCAAAAGGGUUCUUCUUUGUAAGAGAAGGUGCUUGAUCUUUCCUGCUUUCUACCUAAUGUCAAGUAAAGUUGUGUAGACCGAUGGGCUCAGUUAAAUUAAUUUGAAAAGUAAUGUACAAAUACAGAUUUUUAUAUUUCAAUUUCUGCUUCAUCAGUAUAUAAUUGCACAAGGGCCUGUAGCUUACAUAUCCUGAAGAGGAAUUCUUUUUCCUUGUUUAUAACCCUGUCGCAUCUUCAGCUGGGUGCGGCCUAUCUCCCUGCUCUAGGAGAGCUUCCCGAAACGAAAUCCCGCACGGCACAGGGUGUCCUGGAGCUGGUCUGGCACCCUGGAGCAGCUGGAGUACAGCAGGCUCUUGUGAUCGCUGCCCCCCAACAGAUUGGCUCAGAACAAUCGCGUCCUCACAGACCAGCCUCUCAAAGCUGCGAUUGUUGCCGGUGCUGCUGCUGCUGCUGCCAGCGUUUGUGCUCCCUCACUCGCGUCCCUCAUGGUAGACCGCACGGUGACUCGGGAGUCACAGGCCCCAGCCGAAGCAGUAGCAGAGAGAACACAUCCGUGUUGCAGUGCUAAGAAGAGAUGCAUACACUGGGACCAGAUCUCUCUGCUGGACUUGAUCUCUGGGUCUCUGAGUGGGACAGACCCACGUAUCUCAGGUCUGACUGCUCCGUAAAGCUGAGCUGGGUGAGGCGUUAUUGGGGUAUGCUGCUCUAUCGACAUUCCUGAUGUGUAAUUGACAGUAGCCAUCUGAUUAUUCACCCAGGCAGCAGUGAGCACAGCCUUCAGAUAAUAGAAAUUGCAACAGUGGUACCCUUGCUGAAUUUCUGAUUGCAUGUGAGUGUCCUAUGUUCUCACAUAGACAUUACUGUAUUUAUUAAGGCCAGGUUUAAUAAAAUGUCCUCUAAGGGCAAAUUACGUUUUAUAAA